Messenger RNA from Ixodes scapularis (black-legged tick), 1235 nucleotides. Its product is annotated as alpha-tubulin N-acetyltransferase 1. The record is from RefSeq and is a predicted model, not a curated record. Gene Ontology annotation, molecular function: tubulin N-acetyltransferase activity. Bases 128 to 1132 code for a protein of 334 amino acids. Gene Ontology annotation, cellular component: microtubule. Lineage: Eukaryota; Metazoa; Arthropoda; Arachnida; Ixodida; Ixodidae. The transcript has 8 exons. Gene Ontology annotation, biological process: alpha-tubulin acetylation.
ACCAUUCUGACUUUAGUAGGUCAGCAUCACGCAUGGAGGCACCCGAGGCAGCGACGGCAGCAGCUCUUUAAAGUUUAAAUGGCGACACGGCUGAGGGAUGCCCUGAAACUUCCUCCAUCGCAGGGGCAUGGAAUUUCCUUUCAACGUUGCUGACUUGUUCUCGCACGAGUUCAACAUCGUCGAGCGGGACCUGCGGGUGAAAGAUGCUUCGGCGGUGCAGCCUUUGGAAGAACCCGCUAGCGACUUCACCAAAGACCACCCCAGCCCCACAACAUCGUCCCCAGUUUCGACGAGGAAACGCGAAUUUCAGGAACAGCUCGGCCGUGUCAUCGACGCGCUGGGAGAGGCGUCGCGCGCGGCGCAGAGCUUGUCCGCCGCCGUGACAACCACGGAGAAAUUGAGGUGCUCACGACAUCGCGUCUACAUCCUGGUUGAGUCCACCGCCGACGGGAGAGCACUGGUGUUGGGCUUGCUCAAGGUGGGCUUUAAACAGCUCUUCCUGCGGGACGAGCACUCCCGGCUGUGCCAAGUGCGGCCCCUGUGCCUCCUCGACUUCUACGUGCACGAGAGCCGCCAGCGGCAAGGCUGCGGGAGACGCCUCUUCGACUGCAUGACCAAGACGGAGUCAUUGAGUCCUGCCCAGCUGCCCAUUGACCACCCAUCCGAAAAGCUGCUGUCUUUCAUGGAGCGCCAUUUUGGGCUGGCCCCAGCGCUGCCGCAGAACAACCACUUCGCCGUUUUCCCUGGCUUCUUUGAGGGCCUCCGCCAGCUUCCAGCUCUUGGGGCAUUCCUUGGGACUGGCCUCCAAACAGAGCAGUCACCCCGCAACCGCUCUAGGGACCAGGGGAGGCUACCGGUGACCAAACGCAGCAGACCCCACUCCCUGGACUCUUCUCUGGUGGGCGGUUGCCUGGAGUGGACCUCCUACGAGCGUGGCAGUCAUAGCAGAUGCAGCAUGCCACCUCAAGAUUCUCAGGCUUGGCAGCUAUUGAGGAGCAGUGGAGUGGUGCCCCAGGAGGGUUCUUCGGAAGCAGCCCACGUUCCCGGAUGCUGGUCACCCAACCCCAGCUCUUGGGCGAUUUUCGGACUGGCGCCACCAGACUACCCAGGCUGCCCCGCCACUUCACACUAAAUCAGACUCCUGGCUAUUUAUUGCACAUAUCUAUUUACUUAAUUAUAUACUAAAGUCUGUACGGAGCGACGUUGUUCCGAAUAAAACCAAAGCUCGGUGAUGA